This is a messenger RNA of Choloepus didactylus (southern two-toed sloth), 7318 nucleotides long. RefSeq names its product centrosomal protein 85 like (gene CEP85L). The coding region runs from base 316 to 2781 and encodes 821 amino acids. Gene Ontology annotation, cellular component: centrosome. The record is from RefSeq and is a predicted model, not a curated record. Lineage: Eukaryota; Metazoa; Chordata; Mammalia; Pilosa; Megalonychidae. The transcript has 13 exons.
GCUCCCCGGGCGGAGGGGGUGGGGAGAAGCCGCAGCUGCAACUUCGCUGGAGCCCUUGAGCCUGGGCGCAGCCGGGGACCUGGCAACGGAUUGAGCCGCAGCCACCACGGAGCCACCGCUUCUCCGGCCCGGCCUCAGUCCCGCCGGCCCGGCCAUGGCAGUCGCCCCCGCCAUCGCGGCGAAUCAGGCUCCUGCGCUCCCCUCCUGUCUCUGAACAACCGUUAACCCGCCCGCCAGCCGUCCCCGGUGCCGCCGCGGCCCAGGCUCGGCACAAGUUUCCGUCGCCCAAGAAGCCUGACGAGAACGAGAGGGAGGAUGGACGUGGGGAGUCGAGCGCCCCCGGCCCUCUCGCCUGCCUUGUGGGGGCGCUUCCUGGCCCCGGAGGCCGGCGGUCGCGACAGCCCCGGCGGAGCCCGCAGCCUCCCGGCGGGCCCAGAUUAUUCUUCUUCGGGAUGGUUACCUGGUAAUGAAUCAUUGUGGCAGGCCACAACUGUUUCAUCCAACCAUCGAAAUAACCCUAACCGGAGACAUAGUAUAGCAUCUGACAGUGGAGACACUGGCAUUGGAACUUCUUGUUCUGACAGCGUGGAAGAUCAUUCAACUUCAAGUGGCACAUUAUCAUUUCAGCCUAGUCGAUCGUUGAUUACGCUUCCUACUGCCCAUGUGAUGCCGUCUAACUCCAGCUCUUCAAUUUCCAAACAUAGGGUAUCAUCGACACCAGACGGCUCAAAAUGGAGCACAGGCUUUAUGCAAACAAUGGGAAACAGCAGUAGAAGGGAGCAGGACUCUUCAUUAGACAUGAAGGCCUUCCGUCCCCUUCGGAAAUGUUCAUCUUUAUCCAAACUCACUGUCCAGGAUAUCUGCAGCCAGGGUGGCAUUGUACAUGCAGAAGAGUCUAGGAAUGGUUUGGAAAAGAUAGGGAGGGGAAAGCCUUUAGCAUCACAACUAAGGACAAUUGGGCCUAGCUGCUUACACGAUAGUAUGGAGAUGCUUAAGUUAGAAGAAAAGGAAAUAAAUAAAAAACGAUCUUCAACUCUGGAAUGCAAAUACAAGUUUGAGAGCUGUAGCAAAGAGGACUUGAGAGCCUCUCCUUCCACACUUAGGAGACAGGCCCUAGACAUGACAUACAGUGCCUUACCCGAAAGCAAACCCAUUGGGACAAGUUCAGAGGCUUUUGAACCUCCAAAAUAUUUAUUACUUGGUCAGCAGGCGGUAAAUGGGGUUCCCAUUCAACCUUCUGUGAGGACUCAGAUGUGGCUUACAGAGCAGCUGCGGACAAAUCCUUUGGAAUGUAGAACUACAGAGGAUUCUUACAGUUUGGCUCCUUGGCAACAGCAGCAAACUGAUGAGUUUCCCCAAGGAGGUGAAACACCGGUGCAGGUUUUGACUGGAUCAUCUCGUCAAAGUUUUUCACCUUCUGGCUAUCAGGAUUUCAGUAAGUGGGAAUCAAUGCUGCAAAUAAAAGAAGGACUACUAAGGCAGAAAGAAAUUGUUAUUGAUCGGCAGAAGCAACAAAUCACCCACCUACAUGAGAGGAUAAGGGAUAAUGAAUUACGAGCACAACAUGCCAUGUUAGGACAUUAUGUAAAUUGUGAUGAUUCUUAUAUGACUAGUUUGCAGCCACAGUAUGAGAACACUUCACUCCAGGCUCCAUUUUCUGAUCAAUCCAUGUCCCAUUCCCAGCAAGAAGAGCUUGAGCAAAAACUCGCUUCUGCUGAGAAAGAGGUUUUACAGCUCAAUGAGUUUCUCAGACAAAGAAUAAGCCAAUCUAGUGAAGAGAAGAAGAAACUGGAGGAAAAGCUUAAAACCAGAGAUAGGUACAUCAGUAGCUUGAAAAAGAAAUGUCAGAAGGAAUCGGAACAAAAUAAAGAAAAGCAGAGAAGAAUUGAGACCUUGGAAAAGUAUCUGGCUGAUCUCCCAACUCUAGAUGAUGUUAAGAGUCAGAGUCUACAGCUGCAAGUUCUAGAAGAAAAAAAUAAGAAUUUGCAAGAGACUUUGAUAGAUAUGGAGAAAAAGUUUGAAGAGCUCAAAAAACAAUGUCAGGAGAAGGAGACUCAGCUAAUAUGCCAGAAGAAGAAAGAAAAGGAGUUGGUAACUACAGUGCAAAGUUUGCAGCAAAAAGUAGAAAGAUGCCUUGAAGAUGGGAUCCGCCUCCCCAUGUUAGAUACAAAACAGCUUCAGAAUGAAAAUGAUAACCUCAGAGAACAAAAUGAAAAUGCUAGUAAGGUAAUAGAGAGCCAGCAAGAUGAGAUUGACAGAAUGAUUGCAGAAAUUCAGUCUAUGCAAGGGAAACUUUCUAAAGAGAAGUUAACUACUCAAAAGAUGAUGGAAGAGGUGGAAAAUAAAGAAAGAAACAUACACAGAUUGACAGAAGCAUUGCUUGAAAACCAAAGACAAACAGAAGAGACAAGCUCUUUGUUGGAUCAAGGCCAGGAAGCAGACCAAUCCAGGCAGCAGAUGGUUCUUUCCAAAAGGCCACUAUUUGAUUUGACUGUGAUUGAUAAGCUGUUCAAGGAAAUGUCCUAUUGUUUGUUUGACUUGAAAGCAUUGUGUAGUAUUCUUAAUCAGCGAGCUCAGGGCAAGGAGCCCAAUCUUUCAUUAUUACUGGGAAUUAGAUCAAUGAACUGUUCCGCUGAAGAGACUGAGAAUGACCACAGCCCAGAAACACUCACUAAAAAACUGUCAGAUGUGUGCCAGUUACGGAGGGACAUUGAUGAAUUAAGGACUACAAUAUCAGACCGCUAUGCUCAGGACAUGGGAGACAACUGCAUUACCCAGUGAUCACAUGUUGGUUCCGCAGCAAUAAUGACCCAUUGCGAAAUGCUGCUGUAUUAUGGCUCUUCCCCUUUCUUUUAAGGAGUCCUCAUGAAAGGUGCGAGUGACAUAGGACCGCACAUAGGCUUUUUCCUGUGAUUUGAUUUAUUGAGGGGAGACAAAGUAUGAGGAGGUUUUGAAGGGACUUAUCUAAUCAGGCCAAAAAUCAAAUUACCAUUUGAAAAAUUUGAUAAAGUCUACAAGAAAAAAAAAUUCUAAAUUCUCAAACUACUGAUUGUAGGACCAAGCGGUGAAGAGUGCCAUUCAGAUAAAGGGAUUUCUUUUAACCCAAAGGUGUGUCUGCGUACAAGCACACGUGCUUUAAUCACAAAAUUAUAAUGAUUUCUAGAGUCAAACAACCCUUCUGAGAAAGGCACACACUUUAUUUUUGUAUUUCUUUCAUGUCGUAGCUCACUUUGUACUUGAGGGUAUUCAAAGGGCUGGCUGAACAAGACUUCCAACAGCAGUCAAGUGUUCUAAUAGUAGCAUGGCAGCAAAACCAUUUGUAUUUUGAACAAUCACUGUGCUGAGAUGAUGCAGUCGUGGGGCUGGCUUGAUUUUAGUACUGUAGACAGGUCAGCUAUUUUUCAGAGUGAUUGUGGGCUGCCUUUGAGGUGUGAAAUUUUGAUGUGGUCUUUUUUAUUAGCAUUGUAAUUUACAAGGAAGUUUAGUAUUAUUUGAGCUAAUUUUAACAUGUCCCUUACUAUUUACAAUUUUUUAUUUAUGUUUUAUAUAUCAGUGAAAACAAAGCCAUAAUAGUUAAUGCAAACCUUCUAAGGCCUCAGAUUAUUAUUAUACGGGAAAGAUUAAGAAAAUGACUCUGGAUUAAUAGCUUAUUUAUCUAAAUCUCAAGGUUUACAUUUUAACAGUUUUGUUUGUGUUAAAAUUUAAAGCCCAUAUGUGUUCUUUAUAUCUGAGUAGUAAUCACUCACAUAAAACAAAAUCUAAGAUGGUAUUUUAAUUCAUUUUAUCAGGUAAAGUACAUUAAGUAAUGAACAGGGUUUUUCAUAGAAUACUAACUUGGCCAGGCUAGCUCUUCAGUACAAGCACAUUCACCUGUUUUUAUGCAGACAUACACUGAUUUAAACUUCCGAGUAUUGUCUCUGUUUUAGUUGGUACUUUGGAGGGACUCUAUAUUUGAUUGCCUUCAGAGCAUUUGUUACAUUCUUUUAAGUAUACUUAAUUAUGGCAAAUUGUUGUCCUUUGACAAGUUGGUUUGAUUUCUUGAUGCAACCAAGAAUAAUUUAGGCCACAACUAAAUAAGGGGUGGAGGAAUGAGGGACAUGAAUCAAGCAGGAUAAUAUUGUUUUGUUCAAGAGCAGAUCACAUGCCUGUUUUCUUGCCAUGCUAAUAAUGGCAUAAAGCCUGCUCCUAGAAAAUAUUUAUCUUAAAUACUUUCAGCAGUGAAAACAUCCGUGGGAUAAGUAUAAGGCCUCCAAGGAGACUACCCAGGAAGACUGACUCAGUUCAGAAUUUUGGUUUAUAUUCAGCUCUCAAUAAGUUAUUUUUUAGUUAUAUCUCAGUAACCAGUUAUAAUACAUUGAAAAGACAUCAAACUUCCCUUCUGUUCAGUGCCUCUGUCCUCCCUGCCAUUCUUUCUUUUUAGGAUUAGGGCACUAAGGAAUUUGUGCAUUGCAUUGGUUCACCUAACAUGAUAAAGUAGGGACUAAGUCAUUGUAAGGGCUUGGCUUUCUUAUGUGUUCAUUUGCUUUUUAAAGUUGAUGGUUUGAAGACAAUCAAGUAGUAGUAUAUUUGUACCAAAAAUCUGAUGCAAAGAGUUGUCUUGCAAAAAUUAAUAUCUGAAAAUGUCCCUUUACAGUAAAAUAGAUAAUAGCAUCUAAAAUAGAUCAAGCACAAGUGCAGCAAACAACAUUUUUGCAGUCUCUGAAUAAAAUCCUCUUUGCUCACUUCCAAGACUGGAAAUAAAGGCAUCUUAAAAUGAUAAUACUCAUGGGCAAAUAAUUACUGGUUUGGGUUACCAGGUUUUUAGUAGACAUUUUGUUUCUGUUUUUGUUUUAAACAAACUAUGGUCAUUUGUUGUAAUGUACUGUGAAUACAUUUUUGUGUUCUGGCUUAGUUGGGAUAAAAUAACUUUUGAAUUGUUUUAAUAAGUGUGCUAAAACUUACAGAAUCCCACUUAAAUCACAUUUUGAGGUAAUUUUUUUCUCUACUUAUGGAAAAUUGACAGACUACUGGUGAUGCAUUUCUGUUUUCAAAGUGUGUACUCCCCAUAAGAAAGAGUUAAAAUGUGGUAGUUUAACUUUGAACUGCAAAGUUUAAUACUUGGAGUCAGGAGUUUGUAAAGGAGCCUAGAUAAUAAGUAGACAACCUUCAAGGAAAUUUUUUCGGGAAAAUGAAACUAAAAGUAUUUGAUUUUGUCAGUAUUUAAUUUCUGAUUUUUAUUUUUCAGAAAAUUCCCCUGUCCCAGACCACCCUCUUGGUUAAAGCAGUAAUAAUAUUUGUAUCCCAUUUAAAACAAAGAUUUUACUGUUAGAACUCUAUUAAGAUAGACAGAUGGAAAUAUUACAGUGUCCUACUCCAGUUUGAGCUGGGAUGUACUCAGAAGUUAUUACAGUGAUAUAUGCCUGAAAUGAAAAUUAAUCUAAAUUUUAAAGUAAAUAUAUUUCACAGUUUCCUGUGAUAUGAAACUACUUUUUAGUUAUGCUUUUGUGACUUAAAUGUUUGUCCUCUUUGGAAUUUUCUCAUGCAGUAUUAACAUUUAUUAUUGAUUCUUUGGGUUUUGAAGUUGAGCAUAUUUUGCCACAGAUGAAGUAAUAGUAGUCUCAGUGAAAGAUCCAGAUUACCUGGGAAGAUACAAUUAACUGACUCAAAGUUAAUUCUUUUCCUUUGAAGUCAGAAAAAUAGGAUGUUUUCAAUUAAGUUGUUAGAAAAUUUUCAGUGCCCUCUUAAUUUUAAAAUCAUUAAGUAUUGACUGGGUAAGAUAUGCAUGAAUUUAUUUAAAAAUAAGUAUGGCUCCUUUUCAUAUUUGAAAUAGGACUGAAUAUUUAAUGUUGACAGUAUUUUUGUAAAAUUUAUUUUGGUCAUGACCAUUUAUUAAUCUGAGUUAGAUUUCAUUCAGUAGCUUGUUAGAGACCAUAUCAAGAGCUGGAAAGGGUUGCUAAAAUUGAUUUUGUAUAUUUCUGACUUAGUAAUGGGCUUAUAAAUUAAUUUGGGCAUAGUUUAAGACAUAGGAAUCACUUAGAGGAUAUUUUUGAAGGUAUUAUUGUAUUGGGAAAAAAGUUACUUAGAUAAUAGUACUGCAUUGAGUAUAAUAUUAAUGGAGAUCCUGGGCUGUUUUUUUACAUAGCAGAGUUCAGUUCAGGCACACCUUUAAUUCAGAAUAUUGGCAUUCUUAUUUGUAGGUUUCUAUCAUUGUAGAUAUGUAAUUACAGUAAUAAGCAAUUUUCAUAACCAUGCUCAUUCAAACUCUAUAAUUUGAAACUGCCAGUAGCUGUAGCUCUUGUUACCCAAAGUUAAUUCAUUUUGUUUCCAUUUUGACAGUUCUUUUCAGUGUUCAUGAAACAAGAAAAACUAUUUUCCUAUUUGGUAUAAAGAGUGAAAUUUCCAGCUUUACCCCAAAAUGCCAUUAUGGUAUAUUGCUGUAUGAUUAUAUCAUCCAUUUAAUCAUGAAGGGGGAAAGGGUUUGGAUUUUGUUUUCAUUUAAAAGAAAUAUUGAGUAUAAUAAGAAUGUAAUUUCAAUCAAUAACUCAUUAACAACACUAUUGGAAUUGCAUAUCGAUAAAACCUUUUGUGCCUUUUUGUCUGCAGUAAGCAUUCAUUUUCUCUUUUACAUGAGCUGUAAGAAUGUUGAUUAUUGCACCUUGUUAUUCUGUAAGUAGACUUGAAUAAGGGUUUUGUUUUGUUUUGUUGUUUGUUUGUUUUUUUAAAGUAAGGAACAGUUCUUUAUUAAUAGGUGAGAGGAGGAAUUAGAUAUGUCUUUGGAGUCCAGCCUUUUUGCUGUGCAUAGUGAGCAGGAAACUCCUUUGGGAAUUAUUCAUUUGUAUGUGUAUGUGUGUACAUAUAUAUAUAUAAAUAGUUAUUUAAAUACAGAAGGUUAAAAUUCAGCAUCACAUUGGUGUGAUGGCAAGUAGUACGGUGCUAGGUGGUUAUAGUAAAAGCACAGCUGAGUGUAUAAUCAGUCAUUGUGACUGGUGGUUUUUGUAAACUAGGUUCAAUUUUGAACUACCCAGAAUACCUCAUCUGUAAAUACAAUGUUCAUGACUUAAUUGAAAUACAGUUAUUGUAAAAACAAUGUGAAGCCACUGGUUGGCUUAUGCCUUCUGACCUAUUGUUCUUGCCUCCUUUUUUUGUAAAGGGGUUGGUAUUGUUCUUUUGUUUGUUUUUUUAAUAGGGUUUACAGCUAGAAUUUUGAAUGCCAAAGUUCUAUUUAUUAAGUAAAAAAAAGUUUUCAAUGUUAAUGGCUAGUAUUUUUCCACUGGAAAAUAAUUUUGUUUGUUGAUGUUUGAAUUUGUAUUUACAGAGUAAUAAAUUUUUUAUAAAAUGA